Molecule: messenger RNA, 1152 nt
Organism: Fragaria vesca subsp. vesca
Lineage: Eukaryota; Viridiplantae; Streptophyta; Magnoliopsida; Rosales; Rosaceae
Exons: 3
Coding region: 1-1152 (383 amino acids)
Source: RefSeq, a predicted model, not a curated record
AUGGGAAGAGCGCCGUGCUGUGAAAAAGUUGGGCUAAAAAGAGGAAGGUGGACAGCCGAAGAAGACGAAAUCUUGACAAACUACAUUCAACUCCAUGGAGAAGGCUCUUGGAGAUCUUUGCCCAAGAAUGCAGGUUUGCUAAGGUGCGGGAAGAGUUGCAGACUGAGGUGGAUAAAUUAUCUGAGGACUGACUUGAGGAGAGGGAACAUUACUCAAGAGGAGGAAGAAACCAUAGUAAAGUUGCACACUGCUUUGGGUAAUAGGUGGUCAUUGAUAGCUGCUCAGUUGCCGGGAAGAACAGAUAAUGAGAUUAAAAACUACUGGAACUCUCAUUUGAGUCGCAAAAUCUACACCUUCACCAAGCUUAUGGGAAACGAAUGUCUCAUCCCCACCAUGAUCAAUAAUGUAUCGAAGACGGCUAAUGCGAAAUCAAAGCGCAAAGGACGUACAAGCAGAUCCACCAUGAAAAACAAGAACAAGCUUAACAAGAAUGUUACAGUGCCAGCCUCAUUUCCACAAGUCAUAAAGCAAGCUUAUGUGAAUGAUGUGUUUGAAUCGUUAACCAGAGAAAACGCAGGUCAAGUGGAAACCAGUCCUUUAAUGGGCUCGGGGUGUUGGUCCCCCAAAGAAAAGGAUGGAAAUGAAGAAGAGGUAGAGACAAUAAGAAUGUUGGGUGGUGUGCAAGGUUCUUGCUUGGAUAUUACAGCUGCAGGGAUGAGUAGUUCAACAACUACUGCAAUAUGUGUAGCUAAUAAUGGUGAAAAAGAGGCAUUGGACCCAAGUGAAUGUGUAGACAGUGAUGCAAGUGUGAAUCAUAAGCCAAGUGGGAAGACUACUGCUAUAGGGUUUAAGGAGCAGAGAGGAAAUGAGGUUAUGGAUUUUACAGAUGACCAUGAGGUAACCAUAAAGAGUGACCAUCAAGGUAUUUGGAGCUCAAAUAUUGAAGGGAGCUGUGAUGAGAUGUAUGCUUUCUCUUCCCCAUUGAAUGCAGCCUUUGAUGAUCAUGAAUGGCUCGAUUGGGAUUGGUUAGGUGGUGAUGGAGGCGGUGGUCUUCAAUGUCAUAAUAAUGAGGAGUUGGAUUUAUGGGAUGAAGGGGAGGUGAGGAUACCUUGGUUAUGGGAGAGUGGCAAUGUUGAUGAUCAGAGAAACUAA